UUUUUUUUUUUUUUUUAAUCCUAGUUUAGACAACAUCAGCCGAGCCAAGCCACCUUAUCUCUCAUUCGGCGGGAACUGGGGGUCUCUGGGUGCGUAUGGGAGGGUUCUGAAUUGGUGUUGGAAAUUAUUUUACGAUGGAUUUCAUCGAAGACUCUGCGUUUCUUUCCGAGUUGGAGAUCUUUGGUGCGGACAGUGUAACGCCCGAAUGCCUGAAGAAACUGCGCGAGUUAUGCAUGGUGUACGGACAAGGUGCAGAGGCGAUCACGUCGGCCUGGGUCGCGUACACAUUGAAGAGGAACGCCGACGUUGCCGACAUGACGGUGGAGUUGCUGGAACAAAUGGAACUAGAGGAAUUGGCAAAGAGUGCAUCCAGAACAUCGAGAACUCCAGUCUCCAAAAAGCCUGUGCCGAGAAUCUUCACUGCCAAUGCAAGCAACGGGGCUGAAGAUGACAUCUUGGAUGGCUAUGGAGGGAACCAACAGCAAAAGCGGAAACGAACACCAGAGGUGCCAAGUGCCCGGCGGAUCUCUGGUGCUGUUGCCGGCGCCUCGCCCUUGUUUUCGCCGGCAUCAUUUUCUCCCAAAGUACUCAGUGUGGCGGCAAAGUACGCCUCGCGAGCCAACGCCGGCGACGUCGUUGCGCGCUUGCGGAACCAGGAAGGAGAGCCCGCCGACUGGCACUGCACCGACGGUGCCACCGUCUCGGUCAGGCCACUCGGUGCUGGGGUUUCCAGCUCGUACAUGUUUGAGAAUUUGAUAGAGAAAGCCGACGCCCUGAUCGACUAUGCCGAGCGGAUUCCCAGCCUGUAUCUCGACGACAUGGAGGACAGGCCUUUUGAAGACAUCAAGAGCGUCGUCAUGGAGGGUAGUUUUGUGACGGGGAGAGUCCUGUGCGACAGCUCGGGGAAGAUAAAUGCAAACUCGCUGAUCCUUGAAGGCUCCAAGAGCAGCUACGGACACUCGGUCAAGCUCAAUUUGUCCAGGCUCAAGCAGUUUUCGGUGUUCCCCGGACAGGUAAUCGUGGCCAAGGGUGCCAAUGCCAAUGGACAGAAUCUGGUGCUGGAAGAACUGCUUGAGGGAAAAAUGCUUCCGUUCCCAAGCGGAGCACCACAACUCGAAGGCCCUCUGCACUUGGUGGUCGCUUGUGGUCCGUACACAACUUCGGAUACAUUGAGCUUUGAACCCUUGACUGACUUCACUGCUUACUUGGCGGAACACCAACCUCACGUCUGCAUUAUGAUUGGGCCGUUUGUGGACUGCAACCACGAGCUUAUUCAGAAAGGGAAUUUGCCUGACCUGUACGAGACCAUCUUCCAGAAGCAGAUAGAUGCCCUGGCAAACAUCUUGGAAGGAACAAGAACACAAGUGGUACUGGUGCCGUCACACAGGGACGUUCAUCACGAAAACGUGUUUCCGACGCCGCCCUUCAGACUGGAAAAGACCCACAAGAGGAUACACUGCGUCCCCGACCCGUGCGUGCUCGACAUCAAUGGCGUGGUCGUCGGAGUCACGGGGGUGGACAUUCUGCUGCACAUGGGCAAGGAGGAGCUGUCCUUUCCGCCUGGCUCGUCAGACCGACUUUCCCGGCUUGCGAAGCACGUCUUGACGCAGCACAGUUUUUAUCCACUCUAUCCGCCGUCCGAAAGCGUCAAUGUCGACAUCAGUUCGUUGGAGAGUAGCGGGUGCCUUGAAGUCACGCCACACUUGCUUGUGCUGCCCUCCGGGCUUCGCCAUUUCAUCAAGGAUGUCAACGGAUGCGUCUGCAUUAACCCGGAGCACAUGGUUAAGGGACUGGUGGGAGGAUCCUUUGCGCGCGUCAUCGUCAGGCCGGUCGACAAGGGCUCUUACUCCGGUAGCAUCGUCAACGACACAACUGCGGAAGUGGUCAAAAUCUGAACUCCCUCCUUUUGCCCGGACCACAACGAACAGAUGUCAAAGACACGAAUGAUGCCUUGACCCUCGUCACAUGGUCGUCGAAGUUUUGGGGCCGCAGCAACGAGGAGGCGGCAGUUGCAAAGUUGUUCAGUUCGCCCUGGGUCUUUUCACUGCGACCCCGUCUCCCAAUUGUUUCACGAGCAACAAAUUGAAUGUGUUACUCAAAUCGUUGUGGAAGGGGAAGAGGCAUUCGGUUGUGGUUUGCUCGUUCGCUUAUUUAUUAUUCGAAGUGCUCUUUCUUAUGCCGUUUUUAUGCAUCGAAGCAACUGCACGUUCCGUAACCAUGAAUUGCCAUCCGCAUGAAAGUGAUGACACCAGGGACGACAAUAUCCAACUGACAGAAGGACAUGAUAUACCAAAUUCUCAACAACUGUACUUUUUCUUUUUUUACCUGUUACUGAUGUAUGCGACGCUGGCAGUUGUAUGGUUAUUCAUGCAUAAAUUUCUGCUGCUGCGUACGACUUGUUCCCUUGGUUGACGUACAAACAUACGAGUCGCGAGCGUGGACUGUACACGUUUAAUUUAUUUAAUUGCAGCCGGUGGUAGUAAUACAUACAUACCAGGCAAGCACAAGUAAACAGAGAUGUCAGUCACAAAAAAUGGAUAUUAUGUGGAAACAGAAAGAAAGCCGUGUUCUAAAGUUGCUUCACUGUCGUAAACCCGCAGCAUGUUUCUCUCGAUUUAGGCGUUGGCUUUAUGUCGUGUACCUUUGUAGUUCUGCGAAUUUCUGCUCAUUUUGGGGUAGCUCGUUUUUGAGAAUAAGCUGGAACUCUUAACGCAAAUGCCCGAGCGCAGAGGAUUAACUUGUGCUUGCCUACAAGAACCUUGCAAACAUAACAUUCUUUGCACGCUUCAGCUUCUUUUAUUUUUAAUGACAAAUGACAUAUUUCUCACUAGUGACUAGUGACUUGGCUUUUUCUGCACAGCAGUUGCAUUGCCACAGGCGAUCCCAGUAGCAGAGACAGGCAUCUACUUUUGAAGUACGGUACUAUAAAUAACCCUGACUGACUUCUCUUCAGCAAGGCUAAACAUUUUUUGCUUUCUCCCCAUUUAUGUUCCGCAACGGGAGAAGGAGGCAAGACAGAUGCAAAAGCAACAUUUUGGGAGACUCGAUGGAGCUUUCUUGAAUUUGGGUCGCUCGGUCACAGAAAGGGAGGAGCCUGGAGUGAAAACUGCAGGUUGUCCUUUGAACCACAUUACAGCUAACAAACUAUGCAGGUACUUUCAUAAUUGCUUUAAAAGUAGUUCGGUAAUUCCGACUACUUCAAAAGUAGUGGGUGCCCACCUCUAGCCAGCAGAGAAACACUAUCCCAUGGCAUGCACAAGUUACGUUUAACUAAAAGAAGAGGGUAGCUACAAUGAGACAAGCUAUGGCAGAACUUUACAAACCCUUGUGUUUGGCAAAAGUUUUAUGUUUGAUGGGUAGUUUACUAGGCAGGCUAGCCCUUUGCACAUGGCAACUUUUUUACAAAUAUGGUGGCUUCUCAACAGUAUUACAUUACGAAGGAAGCCAUUCUUAACGACUCAAACCGACCCGAUUUUCACCCCAAGCGGAAAAAAUGCUGUUUUCACUACCACCGUCGCGCGAGGUUAUAAUUUUUGCGGCAGGUUCUCGGACAAGCGAACGUCGCUUUGCAGGGGGAGACGACCACAGUUUAAGGGGCACGGCAUGUCGUGUUGAACGUGCACAUCCGUGUCACGGUGCCGGGACGUGGGUGGCGCUCGCCAAUGCGUCUAUCACACCGGCACGUUGACUGCAAUUUGCAGGUCGGCGUCGCUCACGAGCUUCUUGAGUUUCUCGCGGCAGGGACUGACGUACGUGGACAGCCACUCCUCCACAGUGCCCUGGUGAUAUAUCUCCGAAAGCUCCUUGGUGAUGUCCCUGUACAGUGCUUCCACAUUCACCAGCAGCCUGCCAAUUGGAAGAAGAAACGUUGGGGUGAUUAUUCGGCGGAGACUUUGCGGGCAGUCUUGCAGUUGGCAACCCUGUUGCCCCAAGAUGACUGCACGCCAAAAAAAAAUGGCAAUUAAAUAUUUUUUUUAUUUUUUUA
This is a messenger RNA of Ixodes scapularis (black-legged tick), 3985 nucleotides long. It is a transcript of the gene DNApol-alpha73, whose product is annotated as DNA polymerase alpha subunit B. Bases 135 to 1895 code for a protein of 586 amino acids. Gene Ontology annotation, molecular function: DNA binding. Lineage: Eukaryota; Metazoa; Arthropoda; Arachnida; Ixodida; Ixodidae. Gene Ontology annotation, cellular component: alpha DNA polymerase:primase complex. The record is from RefSeq and is a predicted model, not a curated record. Gene Ontology annotation, biological process: DNA replication initiation; DNA replication. The transcript has 17 exons.